Molecule: messenger RNA, 2808 nt
Organism: Lachancea mirantina
Lineage: Eukaryota; Fungi; Ascomycota; Saccharomycetes; Saccharomycetales; Saccharomycetaceae
Source: the annotation of a GenBank genome assembly
AUGGGUUCGGAGGGCUCAAGUGCCGAUGGUUUAGACGACAAUGGCAAGCAGAUUACCAGCUCAGAGUCCAAUGUUCGAGAUAGAAAUUUGAAUAACGAAAUUUUACCAGAAACUGCACCAGAAACUGACCUUGAAAAACCGAAUGAUAGCGACAGUUUAUUAGUGUCAGAAGGUCCAUUGGAAGUUCGACCACUAAUCCAAUGGCUUCCACAAGAAUUUGAAUACAGUGCGUUUGAUGCAUUUGAGCAUAAUUUGUACCUAGGAACCACCACGGGCGAACUUUUGCAUUAUUUCGAAAUGGAGCCCAACAACUUCAUGCUGGUAUCGCAGACCAAGUUUAAUGACGACAGUAACGACCGUGUUGAAAAAAUUCAAAUUUUAGCAGGUACAGAAAGAUGUUUAGUUCAUUGUGGGCAAUUUGUCAGGUGUUUUUUGUUACCAGAGUUCGCUCCAGUGCCAAAUGCUGUUACAUUUAGCAAGGUCAACGACUUUACGGUUCCGCAAUUGAAGAAAAAGGCCGCGCCGCAUUGUACUGUUCAUAUCUACGAUGACAAGAGCCUUAAAGUUGUUGCCAUUGGGCACGAUGGGAUUUCGGUUAUCAAACAGUAUAAGUUUGCCAAUGUGCGUAAGGCCUGUGUUCACGGUACGACCGUUGUUGCGGCAAAGGGACUAAAUUACGUGAUUUUCGAUCUCCAAACUAAGAGCGAGAGUCCCUUAUUUCAAAUAAGCGAAGCCGAUACCCAACUUGAACCUCUAGUGGUUUCGUUCAGCGAGAAUGAGUUUUUAGUGGUUUGCGGGAGUCAUAAAGAUGAGAGCUGCAUGGCAUUGGUCAUUAAUGAUGAGGGAGAUAUAAGUCAAGGUACCAUUGUUCUUGAGAAGUUCCCACAAAACGUGGUGGUGCAGUACCCGUACGUGUUUGUUGACUGCGGCGACGGUUUAACGCAAGUUUACCAACUAGAGAUCAAUUCAGAGCCCAAAAUUGUCCAAACUUUCCGUGCUUCUGGUCGGCUUCAAUGUCAUAUAGCCAAGGUUUGCAACAAGUAUUGCGCUAGCAAUACAAAAUUCACAAGCGAAGUGACUGAGAAACUGAGAAAGAUCCCGCUUUCUAAAGGGAACCAUGAGUUUGCCAUUAGCCAAGAGCAAGAACACGUCCAGAGCUUGGUAAAGCUUGGCACAUCGUUGUGUGCUUAUGGAUCGAGUGGUAUAAACCUCAUCUUUACGUCCCCUCGCAUCUUAAAAUACAAUGAUUACAGCUCUUCUGCGCUAGACGAAAUCGUCAAAGAUCUGGCGAUUUUUGAGAAAUCUACCCAGAGAGAGCAAGUUUAUCAUCGGCUUGAAUUGUCAUUUUUAAGAACCCUGCAGCUGUUGCUGGUGCUGCUACAUUGUACUCAGGUCGACAUGGAUGUAAUAAAGGAAUGGGGCCAACACCUAGCCACGAUAGAUGGCAGACUUUUUUUGUAUGUCUGCAACGUACCCAUAUAUGGUGACCUUUGGACUCAUAACGGCUUGAAAGUCUUUAUUUGUGAAUUGCGCAAGCUCAAGCUGAAGCACAAAUUUGUCGACUUCUUGUCAAGCAUGCUAUCUUUGAGGUCAUCGGUACGAGACAUUUCUUCGAGCCUAAUGAAGAACAAGGAAAACAUUCUUAAGAGUUAUGACCUCGCAAUUUUGAAAGAGACUUUGGAUAGGAAACUCGAAAUAGACGUGCUCAGUUACGACAAAUCUAGUAUACCUCAAAUUUUGGAAUUACUCAACCGAGACCGACGAGAGAAUUGCGACCUUCUUUUGGCAUUUUAUAGGCGCUCAAACCGCCUCAGGGAAUGCUGUGAUCUUUUAUGGGACUGCCAACGAUAUUUGGAGUUCUGCGACUUUUUAGCAGAAAAGUUCGAUGAUCUUCAAAAAAGCGAUUCUUACAAGACUAUUGACUUAGAAAAAGACAUCAUACGUUUAUUGAACCUUGAAAAUGCGGGAGACGAGAGACAGCAAAUAAUUAAUUCGGUAAACAAGCUAAUAACGCUAUUCGACUUAAACACAAAAGAUUUACUGUCAAGCGUAGAAAGUGGUGAAGUGAAGGUUCUCUUGCUGGAAAGUUUAGGAGCAUUUGACAUGAACGACAGAGGGUUUUUGCUGGACUAUUAUUUGGCCAAACUUCAAGACGGUAUGGAGCACACCCAUUUGUGGAAUUUUUUCGCCGAGGUAACAACAUCUUAUUCUCAAGAUCUUGACAGCAUGAAAUUGAAUAUUGGUGAUUAUUUGAACUUUAAGAUUGAGCGGGAUGGAAGAUGUAAAGAGCUUGUCUCUUUAAUUGGCAAAAUAAAGGCGAUCUCCUCUGAUGAGAAUGUGGAUCUCACUCAACAACUAUAUGAUAAACUGCAGGACUUUGACAUUGGAAACAUUCUUACUUUUCUACUUAUCGAUGAGAGCGCUUGGCAAAAAUUUUUGGGAUCCAGAAUGCUGGAUAUUUUCUUGACCGUCAAUGACUUUGCUUCGAUUGAAUCAUUGGCAAAUGCUUCCAAUCUUGUCAAAAUCCUCGAGCAUUAUAUCGCACUUGUAAAAAUUGACACCAUCGCAAUUGGUGCAGUACACAGGCUGUUGUUGGCAAACAUCGCGUUGCUCAAGAACGAUGAACAAGUCAUUCAAAUUAUUAGAACAUUACCUUCCGAAUACGAAUUUUGCAUGCUGUCCGAUGUGUUGGUCCCGAUAAUAUUGAAAAAAAAAACUAUGCAGAGGAACCAGGAACUUGUAAAAGAGGCCUUAAAAUGUCAAUUGAGAGCCACAGACGGUGUGCUUAAAUCUUUAAGUCUAAAAUGA